Molecule: messenger RNA, 2609 nt
Organism: Pterocles gutturalis (yellow-throated sandgrouse)
Lineage: Eukaryota; Metazoa; Chordata; Aves; Pterocliformes; Pteroclidae
Gene: COPG2
Product: coatomer protein complex, subunit gamma 2
Exons: 18
Biological process (GO): intra-Golgi vesicle-mediated transport; intracellular protein transport; endoplasmic reticulum to Golgi vesicle-mediated transport
Cellular component (GO): endoplasmic reticulum-Golgi intermediate compartment; endoplasmic reticulum; COPI vesicle coat
Molecular function (GO): structural molecule activity
Source: RefSeq, a predicted model, not a curated record
GGUACGAUGUUACAAGCCAUUGAGAGAUACAUGAAGCAAGCCAUAGUGGACAAAGUCCCCAGCGUGUCUAGUUCUGCACUGGUGUCUUCCUUACACAUGAUGAAGAUCAGUUACGAUGUAGUCAAACGGUGGAUCAACGAAGCUCAAGAAGCAGCUUCUAGUGACAAUGUCAUGGUGCAGUAUCAUGCUUUGGGGCUGCUCUAUCACCUUCGAAAAAAUGAUCGCCUUGCGGUUUCCAAGAUGCUGAAUAAAUUCACUAAAUCUGGACUGAAAUCCCAGUUUGCCUACUGCAUGCUGAUCCGAAUUGCGAGCAAACUCUUGAAGGAAUCUGAAGAGGGCCAUGAAAGUCCGCUGUUUGACUUCAUCGAGAGCUGUCUGCGGAAUAAGCAUGAAAUGGUUAUUUAUGAAGCUGCUUCUGCCAUCAUCCAUCUCCCGAACUGCACGGCCAGGGAGCUGGCACCUGCUGUUUCAGUGCUGCAGCUUUUCUGUAGUUCUCCUAAACCUGUCUUGAGAUAUGCAGCUGUACGGACCCUUAAUAAAGUGGCCAUGAAGCAUCCGUCUGCAGUCACUGCCUGCAACCUGGACCUGGAAAACCUCAUCACUGACUCCAACCGCAGUAUCGCUACCCUGGCCAUCACCACCCUGCUGAAGACAGGCAGUGAGAGCAGCGUAGACAGGCUCAUGAAACAGAUCUCUUCCUUCGUGUCAGAAAUAUCAGAUGAGUUUAAGGUAGUGGUAGUACAGGCUAUCAGUGCUUUGUGCCAGAAAUACCCUCGGAAACACAGCGUCAUGAUGACCUUCCUCUCCAAUAUGCUCAGGGAUGAUGGUGGCUUUGAGUACAAGCGAGCCAUUGUGGACUGUAUAAUCAGCAUCAUCGAGGAGAAUCCUGAGAGUAAGGAAUCAGGCUUGGCUCACCUCUGCGAGUUCAUCGAAGACUGCGAACAUACUGUCCUAGCCACAAAAAUCCUGCAUCUGCUGGGGAAAGAGGGGCCGAGGACUCCAUCCCCGUCCAAGUACAUCCGCUUCAUCUUCAACAGGGUGGUGCUGGAGAAUGAGGCCGUGAGGGCUGCCGCUGUAAGUGCACUAGCAAAGUUUGGUGCCCAGAAUGAGAAUCUUCUUCCGAGCAUCUUGGUGCUUUUGCAGAGGUGCAUGAUGGACAGCGAUGAUGAAGUUCGGGACAGAGCAACGUUCUACUUGAAUGUACUGCAGCAGAGACAGAUAGCACUGAACGCUGCCUAUAUUUUUAACGGGUUGACCGUCUCUGUUCCUGGGAUGGAGAAAGCCCUGCACCAGUAUACACUGGAGCCUUCUGACAAACCUUUUGAUAUGAGAACAGUUCCGCUGGCUACUGCACCAAUCUUUGAACAGAAAGCAGAGAUUGCCCUGGUGACCACCAAGCCUGAGAAAGUUGCACCUUCACGUCAGGAUAUAUUCCAAGAACAACUGGCAGCCAUUCCAGAGUUUAAGAGCUUGGGUCCAUUAUUUAAGUCCUCGGAACCAGUGCAGCUCACAGAAGCAGAAACAGAGUAUUUUGUUCGUUGUAUUAAACACGUGUUCACAAAUCAUAUUGUUUUCCAGUUUGAUUGCACAAACACGUUAAAUGAUCAGCUGUUAGAGAGAGUCACUGUGCAGAUGGAGCCGUCGGACGCUUAUGACGUGAUCUGUUGCAUCCCAGCGCCCAGCCUGGCUUACAACCAGCCGGGCAUGUGUUACACCCUCGUCCAGAUUCCCCAGGAUGAUCCCACUGCAGUUGCUUGUACUUUCAGUUGCACAAUGAAGUUCACUGUUCGAGACUGUGACCCGAACACAGGCGUGCCAGAAGAGGAUGGCUAUGACGAUGAAUAUGUGUUGGAAGAUUUGGAGGUGACUGUGUCUGAUCACAUUCAGAAGGUUUUAAAGCCUAACUUCGCCGCUGCCUGGGAAGAAGUGGGAGAUGACUUUGAGAAAGAAGAAACCUUUGCGCUUAGUUCCAUUAAAACCCUUGAUGAAGCUGUCAAUAACAUCAUCAAGUUUUUGGGCAUGCAGCCCUGUGAGAGAUCAGAUAAGGUGCCAGAGAGCAAAAAUUCUCACACACUCUACUUAGCUGGUGUAUACAGAGGCGGCUGUGAUGUGCUGGUAAGGUCCAGGCUUGCGCUGGGAGAUGGCGUGACCAUGCAGGUGACGGUUAGGAGCAAGGAAGAAACUCCUGUAGAUGUCAUCCUGGCUUCUGUAGGCUGAGCGUUACAGCACGUCGACCGCGGUGGAAAAACCUCCUUUGCAAGCACCGGUUGGAUAUUUACCAGCUAUCAAGCAGCCUGUCUGUCCUUCUGCAUGUAGUUUUUAUUCCUCAGUUUGGUAAAUAUUUUGUAUGAUGUUACAGUAGUGGCAAUAGUGGCUGGCUGGUACUGAGCCUUUCCCAUGUCCCUUCCUUCGUUGUCACUUACACAUUCCCAUCUAACUUAUUGCAUCUCUGCCCACUUGCAGUAGAGCAGGGAAGAGGAAAAGAUGCAGGUGGUAAGAAAACGGAAUCAGACUUUUUGUCAAAACUGAUUUUUUUAUUAACAGAAAAUAAACACUGGUGGUGGAAUUCAUAUGAAUUACUGUUAAUAAAAUAGAAAUUUCUUGUUCUA